AUGUGCCUCAUCCUCAAAGUCCACUACACAUACUGCAUCUGCCACAAAACAAUCCUCCUCCCCUGCCCCUCCAAAUCCAGCACAACCUCCUCCCUCCUCACCACCCUAAUCACCAAGAACCACGGGCUCAUCGACCUCCUCCGCUCCUCCACCACGCUAACCCACCUCGCGCGCUCCGCCCUCUCAACCUCCACGCUCGACAAACUAAGCCGCUUCUCCACCUCCACGCCAAACACAAAACACACAUCCGCGUCCGACAAGUUGGUCGGGAAAUUAGUCCGCGGUCCAACAGUCAGCUGCGCGCUGCUCGGCGGGAUCUUGGAGAUCGAGAAAGGCGUGAACACGUGUGCGGUGCUGGAGACGAGCGAGUGGUUGGAGCCGCUGGAGGGCGCGUGUACGGCCGAGGAGGAAUGGGGGUGUGUGCAGGUGAAGGAGGCGUGGAAGUUUGAUGAGGGGAGGAGGCGGAAUGAGGGGUUUGUGUUGACGGAGUUCUUGGAUAAAUGUUAUGUGUAUGCGGAUCCGAUUGUGUGGGAUGAGGAUGGGGAUGGGGAUGGGGAUGGGGAUGGGGAUGGGGAGGAGGGGAUGAGGGUUGUAAGACCGGUGGGGGAGAGGAGUAGGUCGGAGGAGAGUCAGUUGUAUGCGCCUGAGAUGCAUGCGAGGUCGCAUAGUUUUUCGUAG
Molecule: messenger RNA, 678 nt
Organism: Glarea lozoyensis ATCC 20868
Lineage: Eukaryota; Fungi; Ascomycota; Leotiomycetes; Helotiales; Helotiaceae
Exons: 1
Coding region: 1-678 (225 amino acids)
Source: RefSeq, a predicted model, not a curated record